GCCCGGCUGACGGGGCGGCCAGCCCCACCCUCUUCCCGCUCAGGAGGAGGAGCCGACCCGCCCAGAGCCGGCCUCCCGCAGUAGUGCAGGCGCUGCUCCCUGCCAGUCAGGACGACACAAAACGAGGAAUUUAAGGAAGAGUGUCGACCGCUGCCCUUCUCAGCGCUCGAAACCGCACCAUGCUUGCCUUCCGAAGGAGCCUGACUAGGGCCCUGGCCGCUACAACGAUGGCGCCUCAGGUGUGUUCAUCUUUUGCUACAGGCCCCAGACAAUAUGAUGGAACAUUCUAUGAAUUCCGUACCUAUUAUCUUAAGCCCUCAAAGAUGAAUGAAUUCCUGGAAAAUGUUAAGAAAAACAUUCAUCUUCGGACAGCUCACUCUGAAUUGGUUGGAUACUGGAGUGUAGAAUUUGGAGGCAGAGUGAAUAAAGUGUUUCAUAUCUGGAAGUAUGACAAUUUUACUCAUCGAACUGAAGUUCGGAAAGCCUUGGCCAAAGAUAAGGAAUGGCAAGAACAAUUUCUCAUUCCAAAUUUGGCUCUUAUUGAUAAACAGGAGAGUGAAAUCACUUAUCUGGUGCCAUGGUGCAAAUUAGUAAAACCUCCAAAAGAAGGAGUCUAUGAACUGGCUACUUUUCAGAUGAAACCUGGUGGGCCAGCUCUGUGGGGUGACCCAUUUAAAAGGGCAGUUCAUACUCAUGUCAAUCAAGGCUACACAAAAUUAGUUGGAGUGUUCCAUGCAGAAUAUGGAGUACUCAACAGAGUUCAUGUUCUUUGGUGGAACGAAAGUGCAGACAGCCGUGCAGCUGGGAGACAUCAGUCUCAUGAGGAUCCCAGAGUAGUGGCAGCUGUUCGGGAAAGUGUUAACUUCCUUGAGUCUCAGCAGAAUAUGCUUCUGAUUCCUACAUCAUUUUCACCAUUGAAAUAGUUUUCCAGUAAUAUACAGAGCAUUUCAUGAACUGUCAUAAGAUGUAUCUGCUAUUGGUGCUUAAAUUCCCCCAAGAGAUUCUCACUUUAUUUUGAAGGAGGUGGUAAGUUAAUUUGCUAUGUCCUUUGCAUAUUUAAAAGCUACAUCUGUCCAUUGUCACUACCACUUCAGGAAACAGUCUGUCCCCUUGGCAUUUUAGUAUCUGUCAUAUGUUAAAAAUACUUGCCUUUAUUACCAGGUCUUGAUUUUUCAUUUGUUUGAGAAUAUCUCUCAUUCUGUGUUUUGAUAACCCUCUGCUUUUGUAGCAUUUUCUUACAUUCAAAUGAUUAUUACAUUUCCAUAUCUAUGAUAAUAUCUUUAAAUUAUUUGUAUACAUUAUUACCUUUUUCAUCAUGUCUGUUUUUCUGAGAUUUUAAAAGUUUUUGUCCAGUCAGGUUUAUUUUAUAAUACCAAAUGGGGUUCAUAAAAAUAUUAAACAUAUUUCUUUACUAUGGAAGAGUACAAUGUUAUCUGUGUCAUCUGUAUUAAUGUUUUUCACAUUACUUACUUGAAAAAUGUUAUUAGGUCCUGUUAUUAAACAUCAUUGAUGAAUCAUUGGUUUAUAUGCUGCACUGUCUUCAUUUAUAGUCAGUUUUACUAAUUUUUACUUCAUUUUGGAUCACUUUUAAUAAAGACAUUUAAUAAAUAUCUUAUAAAAGAUAUUUUAACAAAGAUAUUAGUGAGAUAUUUAUGCUUAUGGAAAUGUUUGCCCUAAUAAAAGUCUACAUAUACAAUCUGAUUCUUUUUAUUGUGUUUUAUAUUUUUAUCUUCAUUUAUGAAGCUGUUGUAUUGCCAUAAGUUGUAUUGCCAUAAGGUAAUGAGACAAUAAUAAUAUACUAUCUUUAUUGUAAAUAUUAAGUCACCUCAAGUAAAUAAAAGUCUACAUAUACAA
This is a messenger RNA of Cervus elaphus (red deer), 1854 nucleotides long. RefSeq names its product protein NipSnap homolog 3A. The record is from RefSeq and is a predicted model, not a curated record. The transcript is spliced from 6 exons. Lineage: Eukaryota; Metazoa; Chordata; Mammalia; Artiodactyla; Cervidae. Bases 180 to 923 code for a protein of 247 amino acids. Gene Ontology annotation, cellular component: mitochondrion.